Molecule: messenger RNA, 2058 nt
Organism: Motacilla alba alba
Lineage: Eukaryota; Metazoa; Chordata; Aves; Passeriformes; Motacillidae
Gene: MLKL
Product: mixed lineage kinase domain like pseudokinase
Exons: 11
Coding region: 405-1973 (522 amino acids)
Biological process (GO): cell surface receptor signaling pathway; protein phosphorylation
Molecular function (GO): protein kinase activity; ATP binding
Source: RefSeq, a predicted model, not a curated record
AGGCAAAACCCAGCACGAGGGCAUACAGCCCUUGGGAAUGCCCCGAGAAGCUUUCUGGGAACUGGGAGCUGUGAUGGCGUGGGAAGCUGGGUUGCACAAUGUCCCUUCCGCUGCGACACCCUUUAAACCCGCGCGCGUCCUGCCGUGCCCCUCCAGUCUGCGGAGGCAGCUGAGCUCGGCGAGGCAGGAGCAGGGGACAGACCUUUCUCCUGGCCAGCAGGAGAGAUCCUUCCUUGGGGGCCGUGCUGGAGAGAGCUGAGGAGGACAGGAGAGUGGCUGCUGCUGAUUCUGGGGUGGAAGGCGUGGAAGAGCUGCACCUGGCUGAUCUCCGAGCAGCCUCGAGGCUCACCUGCACCAGACACUGCCAGCCCACAUCCCCCGUGGCCAAGCCCUUUGCUGCAAGCAUGGACAUCGUGGAGAGGGUCCUCUCUGUGGCCCAGGCCAUCCAUGCCCAGUUCGAGCAGGUGAAGUGCUGCAAGCACCAGUGCCAGCGCCUCGUGGAGCGCAUCCAGAUUCUGCUGGAGCCCGUGAGGAUCCUUCGGGCUCAGCCACGACAGCACAUCUCCCACCACGAAGAGGAACUGAUGAAAAAGCUGCUCCGGGCACUGGAGGAAGCCCAGAAACUGGUGAUGAAAUACAGCCAGGCCAGCUGGAUCCAGAAGUUCCUGCGAGCCCGAAGUACUGGUGAGGAGUUUGUCUGGGUGAAUGAAAGCCUGGAGGACAUUGCCCAGGGGCUCUCGCUCCUGCUGCAGGCAGAGCAGAAGCAGGCUUUCCUGGAAGCUUUCCAGUCAAAGACAUGUCGCAGGCAGGAUGCUGAGGACCUGAGGGAUGACAGAGCUUUCUUGGACCAGGUGAUUGCAAGCACUGAGGAGCCCAAAGAUGUGCUUGAGGACAUCUACAUCGACAGGGAGUGUAUGGAAAGCAAGAUGGACUGGAUGAAAAGCGAGCUGAACAAAGUCAUUCGUGAGAUGGAGCGCUUGAAGAAGGUCAACGUUGGUAAAAGAGAAGACAUCACAGAGAUCAAGCGAGACCACCUCACUUUCCACAGGCACCUGCAGGACACAGAGAGCUACGACCUUUACGAGGGCGAGUACCUCAAGUACCCUGUUGCCAUCAAAACCUUCAAGAGGCCACUGACCACUGACCCAGUUAAGGUGAGAGACAUCUUUGAGAAGGAGAUUCAGACCCUGAAGAAGUUUGAGUCUCCAAACAUCCUUCGCAUGUACGGGAUCUGCAUUGAGGAGAACGAUGGGAGCCCCUGCUUCUCCAUCGUCAUGGAGUACUGCAAGCACGGGACACUGCGGGACGUGCUGAACAAGCAGCAGCAUCUUUCCUGGGAUAUCCGCAUUCGGAUGGCCCUGGGAGCUGCCAGAGGCCUUUACAGGAGGGAGCACCAAGGUGGGGAUGGAUCAAUCCUUCAUCAUCAUCAUCAUCAUCAUCAUCAUCAUCAUCAUCAUCAUCAUCAUGUGUUGCCCUUGGUUCCAUCCAUCUGCAGGUUGCACCAGACAGGGGAGAAGUCCCGACUCCACGGCUGCAUCUGCAGCAGCAAGUUCCUGGUGGCUGGGGAUUACUGUGUGAAGCUGUCAGGAUUUGAGCUGUGUGAAACAGAAUCAUCCAUCAAGAGGAAAGCCAAGAAGGACUGGAAACAAGUCUUUAUGUUGGCCUACAUCGCUCCAGAGAACCUGAAAGACAUCAACUACCCUUACAAGAGGCCCUGUGAAAUAUACAGCUUUGGGGUCGUUCUGGCAGAGAUUGCAACCUCCAAAAUCCCAUUUGAAGGCUGCACUGCUGAGGAGAUCGUGGAGAAAAUCUGCAACCACCAUUACUGGGACCCUCUUGGGGAAGAUUGUCCUGAAGAUCUGAGGAAAAUCAUUGAGCAGUGCCAGGCCUUUGACCCUUCCCAACGCCCUUCUGCCGAGGAGAUUGUGGAUGCGCUGGCUGACCUGGAGAAAAGCAGAAACCAAGGAAGUUAACCGUGGAGAACGGGGCUGGGUGACCAGGGGCAGCAAGCCCAGGGGUGCCACUCGUCCCUCUUCCCCCUGACAGAGACUGAGGGCU